CCUCACGUUUCCUACCAUGAAUCCCGUUUACAGCCCCGUUCAACCGGGGGCUCCCUACGGAAAUCCGAAGAACGUCACCUAUACAGGCUAUCCUGCGGGAUACCCCACCGCAGCCCCCACCUACAACCCCAACAUCUAUUCGACCACCGGUCCAGGUUACGCCCCAGGAUACCCCGCUGGGACCCCCUACAAGGUCCCUCCGACCCAGAGUAAUAACGCCCCGCCUCCCUAUUCUCCGUCGCCCAACCCUUACCAGACCGCCAUGUACCCCAUUCGAAGUGCCUAUCCGCAGCAGAACCUGUACGCCCAGGGGGCGUACUACACGCAGCCGGUCUACGCGGCGCAGCCUCACGUCAUCCACCACACCACGGUGGUCCAGCCAAACAGCAUCCCCUCCGCCAUUUACCCGGCUCCCAUCGCCGCGCCCAGGGCCAACGGCGUAGCCAUGGGGAUGGUCGCCGGGGCGACCAUGGCGAUGUCGGCAGGCACACUGCUGACCGCUCCACAACACACUGCCCUGGGGGCACAUCCCGUCUCAGUGCCAACGUACCGGGCGCAGGGGACCCCUACCUACAGCUACAUCCCACCUCAUUGGUAAUUCCAUCGGCCAGUCCAUAUCUGGAGUCACGACAUCGGAUGCAACCAGGAGUGACGGAGCAGCUGCCCCACAUCCCCCCCACCUUCACCCACCCCGGGUGUUGCCAGCAAAAGCGAAACCUGCCCACCUCGAGGGUCCCCUUCCGCAUUGUUUGAGAUUUUUAAUGUUGCAUUUAAUUUUUGAUUUCCUGGACAAAAAAUAUGCACCUUUCCCCACCUUCCCUUGUCCCCAGCAUCCACUUUUCCCCGUUCCUCCAGUUCCCCCAUCCCAUUGAACCCUAUUGUUGCUUUUCGCCCCCUUGGUCUUCCAUUUUCUUCCCACUGAGCGUCGGCGGGACCUCCUGAGGCCAUCUAUACAUUGACGAUCCAUGCCGGUUCCUCGGGCAGGGGGGGGGUAGCAGACGGGGGGAAAUUCCCCCUUUAGGGUUCUGGAGGGAUGGGAGAACAGCCUAAGCCUUUCUCCUCCACCCACCCACCCUUCCUCUGGGAAGGCCUCCCUCACCCACCGACCCAUCCCCGUCCCUGAUUGAGACCCCUGCCUCUUUAAAAACGAAAAAAAUGCAUUGGAUGUGUGUCACUUAAAACAGGGGUCUUCAACCUUGGUCCCUUUAAGACUUGGGGACUUCAACUCCCAGAGUUCCUCAGCCAGCUUUGCUCUAGGGCAGGGGUCUCCAACCUUGGUCCCUUUAAGACUUGUGGACUUCAACCCCCAGAAUCCCUCAGAUAGCAAAGCUGGCUGAGGAACUCUGGGAGUUGAAGUCCACAAGUCUUAAAGGGACCAAGGUUGGAGACCCCUGACUUAAAAAAACAAAGGCAGAGUUUUGUCACAGCGGUUCUGGUGGUCAUUUUGAGGAAAACAGGCCUUUGCCCCACCCCCAGCCCCUCGCCCACCCCCAAAACGGACCUUCUGGAGAUGAUACAGUUAGUCCUCAACUUACGACCACACCGGAGCCCCUAAUUUCUUGUCGCCGAGCGAGACGUUUUGAAUUUCGCCCCAUUUUUACCACCUUUCUUGCCUCUCGUCGUUCAGCGAAUCCCUGCGGUUGCUAAGUCGGUCACACGGGCUUCCCCGUUGACUUUACUUGUCGGAAGGUCACAUAAAGGGGAUCACGUGAGACACACACACACACACACACGGAUACAGCCACCGUCAUAAAUACGAGUCAGUUUCCCAAGCGUCCCGAGUUUUGAUUCCGCGACCACGGGGAUGCUGCGACGGUGUGGAAAAACGGUCCUAGGUCAUUUUUUUCAGGAGCCGUUGUUAACUUCGAACGGUCACUAAACGAACGGUUGUAAGUUGAGGACUACCAGUAAUGAGGAGAUGAAGCAGGAGACCCCAAAAUUCCCCAUGUUAGCUUGGAAGAAAUUGAGCACGGCGGACAAGAGAAUGAGGAGAUUCUAUGGUGGUUUGUUUGGAGAAGCUGACUUCCAUGUCUGGUGCCCACCCGAUUAGUUUACAGAUUAACAGAGUUGAAAGGGACCUAGCAGGUCAUCUAGUCCAACCCGGCCCAAGCAGGAGAUCCUGCGUACACCAUUUCUGACAAACGGCAGUCCAGUCUCCUUCCAAUCCAUUCCAGUUGGAUCAACGUGGCCUCCAGGAUCUCCUCAAUCAAAGUCCUCCCCAGUGAUGUGUUUUUUUUCUGGGUGCCCCCCCUCCCAAAAAAUGAUCUCGCUGGUCUUGUUGGGUUGUAGGUUGGGUUCUCCAUCCCUCUUGACCCCCAUCGUUCAAGUCAGCGUCACGAUCUCCAGACGUUGGGUGGUGGCCAAAUGUUGCCGAGAACCUGGUUGAUGUGUGGAGGCAACCCGAAGGAAGGUUGUCUGGAACCCACUUGGGAGUAGGGGGUACAGAGAUGACCCCCACCCAAUGUUAAAGGAGCCCUCCUAUGGGGAUAUUGGAAGGUAGAAUUGAUGUGUUACUUCCACAAAGGGAAGGAAACAGUGGGACCAAGGGAAGUCCCUGACAGGAGAAAUGAGGUUCCUCAAACUAACCAAGCAGAAGACGAACGGAAAGAAAAAACGAGAUCCAUCUUGGCAAGGAGACCCCAUGGUCUGGGAGGAUCCACCCUUGGGAUCUCACAAACCAGACAGGACUCAGCUGGCUUGGCCCCGAGUUGGAGAUGACCUGUGAUGGUGAUGUCUCCUGAAGUAUCAACUUGGACGUCGAUGUCCUUUCUGCCUCGCGACCACCCUUGCCCAGCGGAGAGGGACUUCCGGGGUAGCCCAGGACCUCUUUACCCAAGUUGGGCAAGGUGGAAGCCAGUUUGUGGUCAGCGCCACGUCUGUGCCCAGAAGUUUUCAAGAGCUACUCAACGGUUGAGAUAGAUUUGAGGAGUUCUGGAGAGCUUCUGGAUAAGAGUUGUGACUUCCAGGAAGGAAGCCCUAAACGUUGCUGGAGAUUAGGGAUGAAGGCUUCAACCUUGGCAGCUUGAAGAUGGGUGGACUUCAACUCCCAGAAUUCCCCAGCCAGCACGGCUGUGCUGGCUGGGGAAUUCUGGGAGUUGAAGGCCACCCAUCUUCAAACUGCCAAGGUUGAAAAAUAUCAAUGGUUGGGAGAUCAUUGAAUCCAGAAGUUCUUUCCAAGGUCUGCGGGUGGCUGUGCACAUUUAGGAUCCAGGGAGCAGGGCCAGUGGGUGGGCUUAUGUUUGCAUAUUUUCAAUUUGUCAGGAAUGGUAUCGGGAGUCGUCCUCCCACUGGGCAGCGGGUUGGACUAGAAGACCUCCAAGGUCCCUUUUAGCCCUACGAUUCUUCUUCCUUCUCACUUUGGGUUGUAGAAUCCCGCUGGGGCCGUAGAAUAGCACGGAGGGGAACAACGAGAACAACGGAGUCGGAUGGGACCUCGGAGGUCAUGUAGCCCAACCCCCUGCUCAAGCAGGAAGCCCCCACCCACCCUUACACCAUUUCAGACCAACCAUUGUCCAGUCUCUUCUUAAAAAGUCUCCAGAGAUGGAAGGGUUCGAGGAGCUGCAGUCGUUCCCCGGCUACGGACAGGUUUGCCACGGCUGCUUGGCCAAACGCGGAACCAAGGGUGGGAUUCAGCCGGUUCGGGGAAAACCGGUAGUUACGGCCAAGCAGCUGCACCUACCCACCCUUCCUGGCGCUAUUCUUAUACAAGCGCCGUGUUUUUGACGCAAGGUGUGUAUGCACUUAACAUUUUUGAACUUGGGCGAACAGUUGGUUAAAUUACGUGAGGGCCACCUCUGCAUGGAACCCACCGAUUUCUGGAAGGUGGAUUUCCUCCAUCGUCCGGCAAUUGGAGAGCGGGGCAGCCCCAUCAUCAAUAGGGAAGACAAAGAUGGCUUCCUCAAAGCCGGGGAAUUCGGCUAAGCUACGAAGCUGACUCGAGCGGUUUUCUGUUGCUGUGACCCACAGAAGGCGCUCUGGGUGGGUCACAGUGGGAAGACCCAGAGAGAUGCUGUCACAGUGCCCGUUCACACUAUCGUAACUCCAGGGGAAGAGCCUGGCAGGACGUCCGGCCAACCAGCUCUCACUAGGGACUAACUGCACGAGAGAUCUUGGAGCCCGAGUGGACAAUAUCUUCAAUAGGAGCCAGCCGCGUGCAGCAGCUGCCAAAAAAGUCAAUGCAAUUCUAGGCUGCAUAAACAGAGAUAGAAUCAAGAUCAGGUGAGUGUUGAUACCGCUUUAUAAGGCCUUGGUAAGGCCACACUUGGAAUAUUGCAUCCAGUUUUGGUCGCCACGAUGUAAAAAAGAUGCUGAGACUCUAGAAAGAGUGCAGAGAAGAGCAACCAAGAUGAUUGGGGGACUUGGAAGCUAAAAGAAGAACGCUUGCAGGAAUUGGAGAUGUCUAGUUCACAGAUCAGCAACCUGUGGCUCUUUUACCACUGCUGUGGCUCCCUGUCACUCAAAAUAUACAUCACAACCGCCAAUGUGUGACACGCGUCGGCACUUUUCAACCCCCGGUAGGCCAACCAUGGAUAAAUCCAAGAAAAGUUUUAGAAGAAAAGAGAACGUUUAAUGCAACUACAGAUGCUCGUUUUGUGGCCGCUCAAGAAAUAAGUCAGGCACAAGAAGGGUUUUGUGGCUCCCGGCGUUUUCUUUUCUGUGGGAAAUGGGUGCCAAUGGCUCUGUGUGUUUAAGGUUGCAGACCCCUGGUCUAGUUUAAUGAAGAGAAGGACCAGGGGGUGACAUGAUACCAGCCUUCCAAUAUCUCAGGGGCUGGCACAAAUAAGAGGGGGGGUCAACCUAUUCCCCAAAGCCCCUGAAGACGGGACAAGAAGCAAUGGAGAGAAGCAACCUAGAACUAAGAAAUUUCUUGACAGGACAACCAGUGGAACGACUUGCCUCCAGAUGUUGUGGGUGCUCUCAUCACUAGAGGUUUUCAAGACGAGAUUGGGCUGACAUUUGACAUGGUAUAGCCUCGUGCUUGAGCAGCUGGUCGGGCUAGAGGACCUCUUAAGGUCCCUUCCAACUUAUUCUCAACCAGAAGUUGUCGCUCUGACAUUGGAGGUUUUUAAGAAGAGACUGGACAGCCACUUGUCUCAAAUGGUGUAGGGUCUCCUGCUCGAGCAAGGGGUUGGACUAGAAGACCUCCAAGGUCCCCACCAGUUCUUUUAUUCUAGCGUUGUGGGGGGGUGCCCGUUUUUCGCUGGUGCAACGCUAGGGGAGCCGCGUGGCUGGACAUCCAGCCCAGUGGUCCUCGCUAGGAGGCUCCGAGCAGCCUUGUUCUCACCUUCUUACUUCCAGGUGUAUAUAGCUGUAUAAAGUGUAUAAUCUUAAAUUGGGUGGGGAGGGGGGAGGCAAUCGGCCAAGAGAGCUGGGUAGCAUUUGGAGACCCCCCCUCCCGCAAAGACCCCAUCAUGAAUCCUGAGAGCUAUAGAUUUGUGACCAUCUGCAGCAGGGGGUCUCCAACCUUGGCAACUUUUAAGCCUGGUGGACUUCAACUCCCAGAAUUCCCCAGCCAGCUUAGCUGGCUGGGGAAUUCUGGGAGUUGAAGUCCACCAGGCUUAAAAGUUGCCAAGGUUGGGGACCCCUGCCCUACAGGAACAAAAAGCUAAAAUUAUGCAAGGGGGUGGUUCUCGACUUAACGACCACAGUCGGAACUGUAGCUAAGCCAGGCGGUCGGUAAAUGAGUCACACCUUUUGGUCACGGCGGUCGGGCGAAUCGUUCCUGUCGCUAAAUGAAUCUCAUGGCCGUUAAGCAAAUCCGGCUCCCUUCCCCCCAUUCACUUCUUGUUGGAAGGUUGCAAAUGGCGAUCACGUAACCCUGGGACACUGCAACCGUCGUAAAUAUGAAUUUUGAUUAUUGGACCGUAGGGACGCUGCCGCGGUCAUCCGUGUGAGGAACUGGGCGGAAGUCACAUUUUUUUUUAAAGCGCCGUCGUAACUUCGAACGGUCAGUAAACGGAAUGGUUGUAAGUCGAACUGCAUUGGCAGUUAAGGAGAAGCACCUGCAUUUGUCCAGAUUUCAGGGGUCCCUGCUGCGUACACCCCCUCCCCAUGAAUUAGGAAAUAAAGUUUUCUACUCUUUUCCCUCCCCCCAUCGCUAUAUAGGUAUUCCUCAACUUACGUCCACCAUUGAACCCCAAAUGUUGCUAAGCGAGAAAUCCGUGAACUUUCCUGGCCACGUUUUGUUAAGUGAAUCGCGCCUGGAGGAGCAGGUCAACCCUUGUACAAUGGAUGCACUGUAUUCAUUCCAGGUAGUCCUCGGCUUACGACCGCCGACACUUCCGUUGCUAAGCGAAACAUUUGUUAGAUGAAUUUUGUUCCAUUUUACGGCCUUUCUUGCCACGGUCAUUAAGUGAAUCUGGCUUCCGCGUUGGCUUUGCUUGUCAGAAGGUCGCAAAAGGGGAUCACGUGACCCCCGGGACUCUGCAGCCGUCAUAAAUGUGAGCCAUGCGUGAUAAUGGUUCAUAAGUCAAGUGCUUUUGGACGGUCACUAAACAAACGGUUGUAAAUCGAGGACUGCCUGGAUUGGGAGUUUCUUGCAUAAAAUCAUUUGCAGUGUAAGACACUUGAGAUGGAAAAGCCCCUUUUGCAGGGUGCUGCCGAGAUAUAUUUUAAAAAAAUUAUCUAGCCUGCAGAAUUAAUUCCGUUAAUCGCUUUUAGGACAUUUUUACUGGAAACAAAAAGUCUUCCAUUCUUUCAACCGUAAGGAUUUAACCCAGCGGAGUUUUUUUUUGGGGGGGGCGGCAAACUGGUGUGUUUGAAAAGACCCCCCCCGGCCCUGAGUCGGAACUUGUGAAUACGACGUGUAAAUUCAUACGAUCAUGAUUUCGUUGGGAAGAUCAACCGAGGAGGGAUCUCCCCGACAGAUUUAAGCCAAGAGUUUGUAACUGUACGAUAUUUACUGUAAGAUGUAGAACAUUCAAUAACGAUUAAACUAUUUCCAAAAAAGAAAGAAGGAAAAAAAAACCC
This is a messenger RNA of Ahaetulla prasina, 6969 nucleotides long. RefSeq names its product protein FAM168A-like. The transcript has 6 exons. Lineage: Eukaryota; Metazoa; Chordata; Lepidosauria; Squamata; Colubridae. Bases 17 to 598 code for a protein of 193 amino acids. The record is from RefSeq and is a predicted model, not a curated record. Gene Ontology annotation, biological process: positive regulation of base-excision repair.